Messenger RNA from Suillus clintonianus, 618 nucleotides. RefSeq lists its product as uncharacterized. Lineage: Eukaryota; Fungi; Basidiomycota; Agaricomycetes; Boletales; Suillaceae. The annotation marks the transcript as partial. The transcript has a single exon. The record is from RefSeq and is a predicted model, not a curated record.
AUGCCUGGGAUUCGGAAUGAUCCCAAUCUCAACAUUUGCCCGGACUACGUGAUUUUACCUUUCGCCGGGGCACGAGCCCGAAUAAUUUCGGAGCACAUCGACGAACACCAAGCGAUACAGAUUCUCAGAGACAUUUGGGAAGCUGCUAACGACAUUGAGAAAGCUCAGUGGCAAGAGCAAGUCGAAGCAGACAGGGAGCAACGUGAUAACCUUCGUCUUCAACAAGAGGAAAGAGAGGAUAGGCAGGAACAAGAACAUCUCGAAGAAGAGGAAGCAGCGCGCAAAGAAGAGAAAAGGAAGCUUAAACACAAGUACGCGCCCAUCCAAGCUUCUGGAGUACCGGACGAACUCGCAAUUACUCCAUCGGCCUACGCGACUCGGAAACUUGACAAAGGAGAAUACGUGGAACUGUGGUAUUUUACUAAUGACGGUUUAGAUGACGCACAAACCAAGAAGACUGUCAUCGAAGAUGACGCCAUGGUUCUGUCUACUCUCCCAGACGGCUCAACAGCCUGGGUUUCAGCAGCAUCCUCUCGCAACGCUGCCUCCGUUGUAAACGACGAGGAUCUCAAUUUUGAGGACUUUUGCCAAGCCUGUCCCCGCUUCAUCACAGCCAUU